AUGGGCGAGUAUGACUCUGUUGAGUCGCAAGGCAACCUCUGCACUAAAGACCAGCAACUAUCAUUGCUCCAUUUGAAGAAAAGCCUUCAAUUUUCUCAUGACCCUGAUUCCGAUUCAUACCCAACCAAGGUUAUAUCUUGGAAUUCAAGCACCGAUUGUUGUUCUUGGCUUGGUGUUAAUUGCAGUAGUGAUGGGCAUGUCGUUGGUCUUGACCUUAGCAGCGAAGCCAUCAACGAUGGCAUUGACAAUUCGAGCAGUCUCUUCGAUCUUCAACACCUUCAAAACCUCAAUUUGGCCGAUAACUCUUUUACCUAUGGCACUCGCAUUCCAUCUGCAAUCGGAAAGCUUGUGAACUUGAGGUAUCUAAAUUUAUCAUAUAAUGGUUAUUCCGGGCAAAUUCCCAUUGGGAUUUCCCGCUUGACAAGGUUGGUUGUUCUUGAUAUGUCUGGGUCAGAAGACUCCAACAUUACGUCCCCGAAGUUAAGUAUGCUCUUUCAUAACCUCACAGAGCUUGCAGAACUAUAUUUUGACCAUGUACAUUUGUCAGCAGAGGGGACUCACUGGUCCCAAGCGAUAUCAAAUCUGACGAACCUGAGGGUGCUGAGCUUGCAGGACACUGGUAUUUCCGGUCCUCUUGAUCAAUCCCUCACUCAGCUUCAGUCUCUCUCCAUGAUACGAUUGGGUGAUAACCAAAUCUCCGGUCCAAUUCCAGGAUUCUCUGCCAAUUUUUCAGAGUUGACUUCCUUGAGUCUCAUCUCUUGUGGGUUGAAAGGAACAUUUCCCAAAGAGAUCUUUCAGGUACCUACUCUACAAACUAUUGACCUUUCGGGUAAUGAAGAACUUCAUGGUUCCUUGCCGGAAUUUCCAAACAAUGGAUCUCUUCGGUCCUUAGUUCUAAGAGAGACAAAUUUUUCAGGGUUACUGCCUGACUCUAUUGGAAACCUCAAAAAGCUGUCCUUCCUAGAUCUUUCAUCUUGCAGUUUCUAUGGAUCAAUCCCAAAGUCAAUAGCAAAUCUAACACAAUUGGUUGGUUUGCAUUUGGGAUUAAAUACGUUCAGUGGUUCGAUUGAUUCUAUUAGCUGGGAAAACCUUAUUAAUCUGGUAGACCUCCAGGUGGAUGACAACCUACUUGAGGGGAGUAUUCCAUCGUCUCUCUUUUAUCUUCCCUUAUUGACACAACUAGUACUUUCCCGCAAUCAAUUCUCUGGUAAACUUCAUGCAUUUUCUAACACCUCUUCCGACUUAGAAUAUUUGCACCUUUCAGAAAACCAGAUUCAAGGCAAGAUACCCCAUUGGAUUUGGAGUUUCAAUCAUCUUUAUUACCUAAAUCUUUCUUGCAACUCUUUGGUAACUCUAGAAGCUCCUUUAUAUAAUUCUAGUGUGUCAAUAGUUGACAUUCAUUCAAACCAACUCCAGGGUCAAAUCCCAACUUUCAUACCAUUUGGUUACUAUCUGGAUUACUCAAGCAACCAUUUCAAUUCUAUACCAUCUGACAUUGGUUAUUUUUUCACUUCCACAAUGUUCUUCUCUCUUUCAAGCAAUAACUUGCAUGGGCUCAUUCCGGCAUCAAUAUGCAAUUCGACAAGUUUUCUUAUGAGUCUUGAUCUGUCCAAUAAUUUUCUGAGUGGCAUUAUUCCCCCAUGCUUGACUGCAAUGCGCAGUCUCAGAGUACUUAAUUUAGCAAGAAACAACCUCACUGGAACUGUUUCUAAUUUUCAAGUUACUGAAUAUAGUUUAUUAGAAAUUCUAAAGCUCGAUGGAAAUCAGUUAGGUGGUCAGUUUCCGAAAUCUCUAGGUAACUGCACACAGUUACAGGUUUUAAACUUGGGAAACAAUCGUAUAACAGAUACCUUUCCAUGCUUGUUAAAAAACAUGUCCACCUUGCGUGUCCUUGUGUUGCGGUCCAACAACUUCUAUGGAGGAAUUGGAUGUCCCAACACCUAUGGCACCUGGCCAGUGCUUCAAAUCAUACACCUAGCUCACAACAAUUUCACUGGUGAAAUACCGGGAAUAUUUUUGACAACAUGGCAGGUAAUGAUGGCUCCCGAGGAUGGUCCCCUGUCGAUUGUCAAAUUCCAACUGGGUACAGUUAUUGCCGGAAAACCAAUGUCGAUUGAUUAUUCUUUUAAGGAUCGUAUAACAGUUACCAGCAAAGGUUUAGAGAUGGAUCUAGUAAGGAUUCUAUCUAUCUUCACCUUGAUUGACUUCUCCUGCAACAACUUCAGUGGACCAAUACCCAAGGAAAUGGGAGAAUUCAAAUCACUACGUGUCCUUAACUUGUCCGGAAAUUCUUUGACAGGUGAAAUCCCAUCCUCAUUUGGUAACAUGCAGGUACUCGAGUCCUUGGACCUGUCACAGAACAAGUUGGGCGGGCAAAUUCCACCACAGAAACAAAGGACUAUAUGGGGGCCUCCUUUGACAGUGGAUAACAAAGAAGGAUUAUCACCACCACCAACAUUAAAUGGAAGCCUUCCAAAUUCUGGCCAUCGUGGGAUUAAUUGGGAUCUUAUCAGUGUUGAAAUUGGAUUUACAGUUGGCUUUGGAGUUUCCGUUGGGUCACUUGUGUUGUGCAAGAGAUGGAGUAAGUGGUAUUACAGAGCUAUGUACAGGAUGGUUCUUAAGAUAUUCCCACAGCUGGAGGAAAGAAUUGGAAUUCAUUGA
Messenger RNA from Prunus avium (sweet cherry), 2661 nucleotides. The record is from RefSeq and is a predicted model, not a curated record. NCBI's taxonomy places the organism in Eukaryota, Viridiplantae, Streptophyta, Magnoliopsida, Rosales, Rosaceae.